CAGUGUUAUGGAACGAUGGGUUUUCAAUAGGUGGAGCAGGUGGAGCUCCACAAUGGGUUGCUCCACAAUGACGCCAUAUACCUAAAAACGGAUAUGAUAUCAUCAUGACUAUGCAAAAUGUCAUUGUGACGUAAUACCUAUAUAUAGAUAUGACAUCAUCUAAAUGAUAAUGAAGAGGGCCGGGAUGUGUAUCCCCCACCCCCCGCACAUGAAGCAAGCUAGUGAGUGCUUGCAUGAUCAUAUUCGAACGUAACGAUGGGCCUAUUGCACAACUUUUGAAAAUAUUGCAUCUUGUUUGUACGUUCACACAGCAGCUAGUGUCUUCAAGCACAUUUGGGCCCUGUCUUUGAAGAGUUACAUGUACGAUUGAUCCAAUCAAUCACAACUAUGGACGGCGCCAGCAAUGUCAACAUCUGCAUCGAGUCAACAUGAACGCUCUUGAUAUGUCCAACCGGCGUUACGCAUGUUCCCAAUGCAAUAGGACCUAUAGUCGGAAGUUUGAUAUGCAGAGGCAUGAACAAAAAGCUCACCCUGAUACAGAAGAUGAAGGCAAAAUUGAAUCUUCCGACGCUGAAGAAGGUACAAGUGAGGAUGAUUACUCCGAACCACCCUCUCAAACGGAGGGAGUUGAAGAAUCUAGUGAUUCAGAAAACGAUGGAGAGGAUGAAUCGUCAAUGUCAGAGACAGAUAACAUGGAUGAAAUUGAAGACAACCUUGCUUACCAAGUAUGGUUGGAGCAGGCCAUGACAGCCACCAAGGACCUGAGAGACGAAAAAUAUCAGAAAUAUAUUUCAGAGGGAAUGGAAGAAGAAGACGCUAAAGAAAAAGCGCACGUGAAAUUACUGUGGGCCGUCAAACGCAUCUUUUUCGAUCUUUACUCCAAGUUCUUGCAGCAAAACAUUAGCCUAGGAGAAGCUGACGUCAAUCACGAGAUCGUUUCUGAUCUCAAGGAAAGACUAGAAAAUGGCAUGGAAUUCCAGAAAGCCGUACAAAGAGUCUUAGCCAGGCAUGGUCCACAAUUUGAUGGUUUAUUCCAGUUCCAAGAUGGAGGUGACGAUGACGACGAUGAUGAAGAAACAGAGAGUGAGGAUGGAGUCUACAACUAAAGGCACAACACCACCUUGUCAACAAAAUAAUCCAAGAACUGGAAAACUCCGUCAACAUAAAUGACAGAUUGAACUCUAUUAUUUCUAUCGUCAAUAUUCAUACCAGCCAUAGGCCUAUACAUGGAUUGUGUUACAGCGAAGAUAUAACAGUUAACAAUUAUUUUGUCUACAACAUACGUUUACUACAUAACUUCGAUUACUUUUACCUUUGUAUCAAAAUCUGCUUUGUGUAUAUGUCUGGACUUAAAAUGGAAUAAAAAUGAAUAAUAAUAACAUAUAAUUGUACAGUGUUCUAUGUUAUCACCAUGUGCGUGAAUGGAGUUGACCUGAAGCUAGUGCCAUCUAUGUAAUACAAUUUGUGUGAGUCAGAAAGCCA
Lytechinus pictus (painted urchin) is the source of this 1482-nucleotide messenger RNA. RefSeq lists its product as uncharacterized. The transcript has 2 exons. The record is from RefSeq and is a predicted model, not a curated record. Bases 429 to 1106 code for a protein of 225 amino acids. NCBI's taxonomy places the organism in Eukaryota, Metazoa, Echinodermata, Echinoidea, Temnopleuroida, Toxopneustidae.